UGAGGCGAUUAUAGAAAAUUGACCCCAACGGCAAGCCGACUGCCGCCUGACAUUCAUUGAAUAGUAAUUCUAUUAUCAACAGAGCUGAACUCUCGCAUCGUGAUAACUGAUAACUGAUAGUGAUAUGAGCAGAAGCAUAGAGAGCAAAAGACUGUAAAUGGUGUGAUCUGGCUUAGCCAUUGAACUUAAAAUCAGUCGAACGCUACAGAGUCUCAUUGUAAGAUGCCAGCACUAAGCACUAAGAGCCUAAUCGGGAUCAUCCUGAUCUGCUGUGUCUUGAAGCAAAUUCAGGCAAACGUGUUAUUCCGCUUUGCAUUGGAUUUUCAUGUAAAGGACAAUGGCACAGAGCUUUUAAAUAAAACCAUUAAAGUGGAGAACAAUCAAUUGUUAGUACAGAAUAACGAAGAGGAGAAUAGCACAAGUGCACCAGGGACAGAGGAACAAACACACGGUGACGUGGCCAAGCAGCUGCUGAAGGAAUGCAAGCUUGGAGUGCAGUUGCUCAAUGCUGAACUGACUCCUUUGGCGGGACGUAGUAAUCAAAUGGCAGGAAUACUCAAGCAAACCAUACGCUAUGCAAAUGAAGUGGACGCCAGUCUCAUAAGCGGCAACAUGUCUCAACACUUUGGUUUGCUGCGCAAGUAUCUAUCACUGGUGGACAACUGGCGCUCACCCAACAAUUCGGGAGGCGAACGCACGCUAGAGUUUGUUGUACUCAAGCUGGCCAUGGAGAAGUAUGGAAUUGUCAGCAAGCAGCAAGAGGCAUUGGAAUAUUUGCAACGCGCUGAUCGUGCUUGGAAUAAUUAUAGGAAGCAUAACGUUAUUUUAUCUGAGAGCUGAAACUUUCAAAACGGCCAUAGUUUAUUAUGUAGUUGCUAUUUUUAGUUCGUAUAUCUUUAAGUGCGCUUGUACUAGUCACACAAGAGCCGAAUCCUAUUAAGUGAAACAAUAAGCAUAGCCAAAGCAUUCUCGAACAAAUAAAUGCCUGCUAAGGACUUCCUGCCUAUUAUACAAUGCUUGAA
Drosophila busckii is the source of this 1022-nucleotide messenger RNA. RefSeq lists its product as uncharacterized. The record is from RefSeq and is a predicted model, not a curated record. NCBI's taxonomy places the organism in Eukaryota, Metazoa, Arthropoda, Insecta, Diptera, Drosophilidae. The transcript has 2 exons. Bases 223 to 840 code for a protein of 205 amino acids.